This is a messenger RNA of Cryphonectria parasitica EP155, 1299 nucleotides long. Its product is annotated as NAD(P)-binding protein. The record is from RefSeq and is a predicted model, not a curated record. The transcript has 3 exons. Bases 109 to 1035 code for a protein of 308 amino acids. NCBI's taxonomy places the organism in Eukaryota, Fungi, Ascomycota, Sordariomycetes, Diaporthales, Cryphonectriaceae.
CUAACUUGAGAACAAACUCUGACCAAUCUUCCAGAUCAUACUCCUGACAAAAUCAAGCUAACUACUGACUCAACGGCGGUGCAAGAGGUACACGUAUCAGUGCGGACAAUGGCUGAAUUCACUGUUGAAAAGAAUGACCUAACUGGCCUCUCAGGCAAGGUUAUUGUAAUUACUGGUGGCUCUUCAGGCAUCGGCCUCGCCACAACCUCCCUACUCCUCGAGCUUGGCGCCUCCGUUGUGGUUGGCGACCAGAACCCGCCUCCAGAUACCCUCCUCCAGCAGUACAGCGAAGGGAACCACCUGGCUUUUGUCGCCACCGAUGUCAGCAUCUGGGCCUCCUUGCGGUCCCUCUUCACAACCGCCGCUGCCAAGCACAACCGAAUCGAUCACGUCUUCGCUGCUGCCGGGAUAGCCGGCCUCCGAGCAAACUACCUCGGAGAGACCUUCAACUCGGAGACGGGCGAGCUGGAGGAGCCGUCCUCGGUCACGCUGGACGUCAACUUCAAAGCAUGCAUCAACACGGCCUACCUCGGCAUGUACCAUAUGCGCCACCAGACGCCACCCGGCGGCUCGAUCGUGCUGGCGUCAAGCGCGACGGGCUUCCAGCGCUUCCGAAACGUGGACUACUGCGCAUCCAAGCACGGACUGCUGGGUUUCAUGCGCGGACUGGUGCCACUUCUUGCCGAGAAUGUCAGCAGCAUCCGAGUCAACUGUAUCGCUCCAUCGUGGACGCUGACGGGGAUGGUCGCACAUGACGCAUUCGAAGCUGUAGGGCAUCUGAAGCAGACGCAGGACGCCGAGGUUGUCGCCAGGAGCACCGUUAUCUUGAUGGCGGACGAGAAGAGGCACGGUCAGACGAUAUAUUCACGACAGGGAAAGCUUAGGGAGGUAGACCAGGCGUUUCUGCAUUUGUCGAAGGAACUUGUGGGCGAGGUGGAUGAGGAUACGGUCCUCAAGGCCCUUCUCCAGUACCGCGCCGAGAGGAUGGCUGAGGAGGCGGCUAAGAUGGCCAAGGAGCAGGCGUCCGUGGACUGAUCCGCAGCCGCAAAGAUUCGAGGAUCUAUGAUUCAUCUUUAGGAGUAAUGAUAAAGUGUAUGAGAUUUAGGUCAGCGUUCAUGAACCUGGUUCAUAUGAAGGCGCUAUGUGAAAUUGAAAGCUAAACUAUCAGCACCUGGGAUGGGAUAACGGCUAAUCAAAUGGUAUUAUUUCUAAGAAGAGGCCCGAGUUAACAGUGAAAGGCAAAGGAAGAUGCAUUUGAUGUAACAGUGAAGUCAUUCAGUUUAUAUAUCAUAUGUACUC